GAACUCCAUCCCAGGGUGCCCACGAAUUCCGCUCGUCACUUCCGGUGAAUGGGAGUGACGGGUCAGAAGGCGGAGGGGGAAGAUGGCGGCGCCGGAGGAGCGGGAGUUGAGCCAGGAGCAGACCGAGAAGCUGCUGCAGUUCCAGGACUUGACAGGAAUAGAAUCAAUGGACCAAUGUCGUCAAACCUUACAACAGCACAACUGGAAUAUAGAGGCAGCUGUUCAAGAUAGACUGAAUGAACAGGAAGGAGUCCCCAGCGUCUUUAAUCCUGCACCCAGCCGGCCACUGCAAGUGAAUACUGCAGACCACAGAGUGUAUAGUUAUGUGGUGUCCAGGCCACAACCAAGGGGGCUUCUAGGAUGGGGUUAUUACCUGAUCAUGCUCCCUUUCCGGAUCACAUACUAUACACUGCUUGAUAUAUUUAGGUUUGCCAUCCGUUUUAUCCGACCAGAUCCACGCAGUAGAGUCACUGACCCAGUUGGGGACAUAGUCUCCUUUAUACAGAUGUUUGAAGAAAAGUACGGCAGAACACACCCUGUGUUUUACCAGGGGACCUAUAGCCAGGCACUUAAUGAUGCUAAACAGGAGCUGCGCUUCUUAUUAGUUUAUCUACAUGGGGAAGAUCACCAGGAUUCUGAUGAGUUUUGCAGGAACACGCUCUGCACAACAGAAGUCACCCAGUUUGUCAAUAGCAGAAUGCUAUUUUGGGCUUGCUCCACCAACAAGCCAGAGGGAUUCAGAGUUUCCCAGGCUCUGCGUGAGAACACUUAUCCGUUUCUUGCCAUGAUAAUGCUAAAGGACCGCAGGAUGACUGUUGUUGGUAGGCUGGAAGGGUUAAUCCAGCCACAGGACUUAAUAAAUCAACUGACAUUCAUAAUGGAGGCCAACCAGACGUACUUGGUGUCUGAGAGACUGGAACGGGAGGAGAGGAACCAGACACAGGUUCUGAGACAACAGCAGGAUGAGGCAUAUUUGGCAUCUCUGCGAGCUGACCAAGAGAAGGAGCGUAAGAAAAGAGAAAAACAGGAGCAGAAGAGAAGAGAGGAGGAGGAAGCACAACUUCGACUGCAGGCAGAAGAGAGGAAGAAAAGGAACCUUCAAGAAGAAAAGGAACGCAGGUCUGAGUGUCUGCCUGCAGAACCCGAGCCGGACCACCCUGACAGUAUAAGAAUACUUUUCAAGAUGCCAAAUGACACCAGAGUGGAGCGAAGGUUCCUCUUCACACAAUCCCUUUCAGUGAUUCAUGAUUUCCUUUUCUCCUUGAAAGAGACCCCUGAACAUUUCCAGAUAGUGGUGAAUUUCCCCCGAAGGGUGUUGCCGUGCCUUCCCACGGAGGAAGUCCCUGUGCCUCCCACCCUUCAAGAGGCUGGACUUAGUCGAUCAGAGCUUCUCUUUGUACAGGAUCUCACGGACGAAUGAUAAAUAUCUAUUUUUAUUUUCCCCAUGGAUAUUUAGGAAAGAAGGAAAUUGGAAAAAAAAUAAUAAAACACAUAAAAAAUGAAGGUAGGGAGGAAUGAGAAAUUAAAAUUCUCAUUAAAACAUUAUUAUUUUUAUUAAAUAUCUGCUGCUACUGACUUUGGAUCUUGGCAUCUUUGCCCAGGUAAGGGUGGGAGGUAGCAUGUAGCAGUGAAUUGUUUUUUCCCCAUUGGAAGGGGACGAAGGCCAGAUGACUGGGAACCUAAGAAUGCAGGGAGAUGUUACAGGGUUCCUUUUGGGGGUUUCCCAAGUGACAAACUUUUUCACUUGCAGGAGAGGUCUGCAGAGCAUGGCCUUGCAUUCUUCUCCACUCCGGCAAUGGAAGAACCAUCUCUACAAAGGUGGCAUCCACACCAGUCCCUCUGACAGGUCUUGUGGGGUCACACGUGUUGUCAUUUUGUUUGAGGAACAAGAGGAAAGCAUUUUCCUCACUGUAUAAAGAUUUUUUUUUAUUUUUAUUUACCCUUUCUUCCUUCAUUGCUUUUUAAAAGACCAAAGGAGAGAGAUCGGCAGCUGUCUCUGACCCACGGAUUUUCAGUGGAUCCAAGUUUUGAAUAGUAUGUGUAAGGGAUUUGGCUUUGAGCUUGAAGGGGUCAUGGUAAUUGCCAAGCCCCUGUAGUGUAAUAAAGGCAAUAUAUAGCGACUGGUCUCCCUGCUUAGAUGCCUUCCUGUCACUAGCAUACUGUAUGUUCCAGCUGGUCUAUAUUCCAGAUUAUAAUUUAUUCCAGAUAUAAAUUAAAAACAUUUUAGAAUUUCUCUGUGUGUUAACUGUUUGUUAAAUACCAGUGGGCCCAGUGACAACCAGUUCAUGUGAUCUUCAUCUCAAAGCAUGUUCCAGCACAUUAAAAUACAUGUUGUGGUUUUUAUUUUA
This is a messenger RNA of Hyla sarda, 2348 nucleotides long. RefSeq names its product Fas associated factor family member 2 (gene FAF2). Gene Ontology annotation, molecular function: ubiquitin binding. Lineage: Eukaryota; Metazoa; Chordata; Amphibia; Anura; Hylidae. The record is from RefSeq and is a predicted model, not a curated record. The transcript is spliced from 11 exons. Bases 83 to 1420 code for a protein of 445 amino acids. Gene Ontology annotation, cellular component: endoplasmic reticulum.